Molecule: messenger RNA, 856 nt
Organism: Paramecium octaurelia
Lineage: Eukaryota; Ciliophora; Oligohymenophorea; Peniculida; Parameciidae
Source: the annotation of a GenBank genome assembly
AUGAAUAACAGGAAUAAGGUAUUGAUUCAUUGAAACUUUUUAAAGUUAAGAAUAAAGGAUAUUUUGGGAUAGAAUGAUAUACUUUUGGAUGAAGCCAGCAAUGAAUAAUUUCGGAUUCAGUAAAGGUUCUUAAGAAAUCAUCAAAAUAUGUUUGAAUAAUUGACAUCCACUCUUACAACUAGACCAUUAACAUUUGCAAAAUUUUCGUUUCAAAAGGGUGAAGUGGAAUCAGACGAAUAACUAAGACCCAUUGUGAGUGGAAUUUAUCAGCAUUAGAGAUAGGGUUCUAUGCUUACGAGCGAACUUUGGUCGAAAAAGCAGUGUCGAUAAUAUUUGAAGUAAACCAAGUAUGCAUAAUGUUUAUACGCUCAGUAUGUAGACAGCCAAGGGUGUUCUGAAGAGAUUUGCUCAUUGGGAGUGGGAUUAGAAUACUAAUAAGGAAAGAUUUAAGAAUCUCACUGAAAAGCAUAAAUAAAUUACUUAUACUAAUGAACGCGAAUUGGUAACCAAAUUGUAAUUGGGUACUAUUGAAGGAGAGAAGAGAUUAAGAUAGAAAAUACUGAGAGAUUGGAGAAUACAAUAGAGUUACGACAUCCAAGGAGAAUUAGAGAAGUACAAGGAUUCAGAGAUUAUUAAAUAGAAAGGAAUGAAGUCUCACAAAUAGAGUUAAUCAUAUGGACAAUUACCAUUGAGAUUUUUGAUUAAGAAUCAUCAACUAAACCAUAUUAUAACAGAACUUUCAGAAUUGCAAGAAGAUACGAAGAAGGAUAAGAAGAAUUUUGAUAGAGUGUUAAAAUAAAAGAGAAGUACUAAUCGUUUAUAAAAGAUAUCUUUUGAUUAAUUUUUGUAAGACUGA